CGCGCGCAACUGCGGGCAUGUCUGUCUCGUGGAUUUUAGACUGAACUGCUUUCACUGACAUAGAUGGUACGUGUGGUCAUUCCAUACCGAUGGGUUAAAGUCUGUCGCUUUGUUGUCGUUUAAAUAACUUGCACUAUAAUAUUUUAAGUUGCAUAGAUAAUUAGCUCACCGUCAGCCUCAACAAGAAAGGAUUAAAUUUGACCACAGGGAGGCAACAGGCAAGUUUAACUCGAAACAACAUGACCCAUACUUGAAUAUUGGUGGGGUUAUGUGCAAACAACAACAACAGGAGAUUGUAAGACACUGUUAUCCAUGAACACACAGACGUAGUCAUGAGAUAUGUUGUGUUCCUCAAUUCUUUAUAGCAUCAGUAUUGUUGUGACAUGGUGGAAGUGAAUACAUGCAAUGAAAGGACUGAGGAUGUUAAGGAGGACAUGAGGACUGAUGGCAGUGGACACACUGUGGAAAAUGUGGCUCGAGAACCGGUCAGUCACGAAACCAAGGAAGACCUGGAAACCCAAACGCAGAAGACCAGAACCUGGAUAUGGUCCGUUGUUUAUCUUUGUUUCUAUGGCUUCAUGGUGCAGCUGAAGCCUGGAGAGCCGUUUAUCACACCAUACCUGCUCAGUACAGAGAAUAACUUCACUAGUGAACAGGUUACCAAUGAAAUUAUCCCGGUCCUCUCAUAUUCCUAUAUGUCCGUUCUGGUGCCUGUGUUUCUGCUGACAGAUUACCUACGCUACAAACCUGUGCUGAUCCUUCAGAGUUUGAGUCAUGUUUCCAUUUGGCUCUUGCUGCUUUUGGGAACCUCAUUACUGGAGAUGCAGUUUAUGGAGUUCUUUUAUGGCAUUACCAUGGCUGCCCGUGUGGCGUACUCCUCAUACAUUUUCUCGCUAGUACCAGCAACUGUUUAUCAGCGUGUAGCCAGCUACUCCCGCUCAUCUGUGCUCAUGGGAGUCUUCACAAGCUCUGUUCUUGGUCAGAUAUGUGUGUCACUAGGGGGCAUAUCAUACAGGACGUUAAGUGCAGUCUCUCUGGGGCUUGUCACUUUUGGGCUGCUCUUGUCCUUCUGCCUGCCAUGGCCCAAGCGUAGCUUGUUUUUCAACCAAGCCCGUCUGGACGAGGAAAGGAAGGAAGCAGCUCAAUCGGAAUUGGCCAGAAUGAAGCCUGAAGAGAAGGAUGGCAGUAUGGCUGCACAAGGCAGUAACCACAAAUCAUCUUCCUGGACAAAUUCAGUGUUUAUUCAGAUGUUGAAGGAGUUAAAGAAUGUUGUGAAAGUACCUAGUUUAAGGCUUUGGAGCUUGUGGUGGGUGUUCAACUCCACUGGUUACUAUUUAGUUGUAUUUUAUGUGCACAUCCUGUGGAAUGAAGUCUACCCUGCCACAGAUAAAAUACAUGUCUACAAUGGAGCAGUUGAAUCUGCCUCUACAUUAUUAGGUGCAAUCACGUCAUUUGCAGCAGGAUAUGUGAAAAUUCGAUGGAAUCUUUGGUCUGAGCUGGUGAUUGGAUUGAUCACUGCGGCACAGGCCGGUCUACUGCUUCUCAUGGGCAUCACAGAUAAUAUCUGGGUUUGCUAUGUGGCAUAUGCCCUGUUCAGAGGCUUCUACCAAUUCCUGGUGCCAAUCGCUAUUUUCCAGAUUGCCUCCUCUCUCACUAAAGAACUGUGUGCUUUAGUGUUUGGAGUAAACACUUUUCUUGGAACAGUCCUGAAAACGAUCAUCACUAUCAUUGUGGCAGAUAAGAGGGGAUUGGCUUUGAAUGUUCAGUCUCAGUUUUUUGUUUAUUUCUUUUACUUCACUCUGCUGACUGUGGUUUAUCUGGGCUGUAGUGCCUUUAUCAUCACAUGUCAUUACCGCAAUCAAAGAGCACAGGAGGAGACUACGGAAGUAGCUAUAGCCACUGAACUUAGUCCCAUGACAACGGCUGCUAGUGAAGGCACAACGGCACAUAAUGGAACCAGCAUUAAGACAUGAGAUUCAAAGGAAUUCUCCAUCUCUUAAACUGUUACUUCAAAAUCAGAACAUUUUAUUAUUUUAAGUAUG
This is a messenger RNA of Sinocyclocheilus rhinocerous, 2042 nucleotides long. Its product is annotated as folate transporter 1-like. The transcript is spliced from 6 exons. The record is from RefSeq and is a predicted model, not a curated record. Gene Ontology annotation, molecular function: folate:monoatomic anion antiporter activity; folic acid binding. Gene Ontology annotation, cellular component: apical plasma membrane; plasma membrane; basolateral plasma membrane. NCBI's taxonomy places the organism in Eukaryota, Metazoa, Chordata, Actinopteri, Cypriniformes, Cyprinidae. The coding region runs from base 384 to 1973 and encodes 529 amino acids. Gene Ontology annotation, biological process: folate transmembrane transport.